Molecule: messenger RNA, 10328 nt
Organism: Oenanthe melanoleuca
Lineage: Eukaryota; Metazoa; Chordata; Aves; Passeriformes; Muscicapidae
Gene: PREX2
Product: phosphatidylinositol-3,4,5-trisphosphate dependent Rac exchange factor 2
Exons: 40
Coding region: 228-5048 (1606 amino acids)
Biological process (GO): intracellular signal transduction
Molecular function (GO): protein binding; guanyl-nucleotide exchange factor activity
Source: RefSeq, a predicted model, not a curated record
UAGCAGGGCGAGCUGGGAACCAGUGACCGCUCGCUUCCUCCGGGCUGUGCCCUUCCUGACGGGAAGGAGCGCGCUGCGCCGGUGGCCGCGGAGCGGGCGCGGGGCGAGCGCGGCCGGGAGCGGCCGGAGCCGGCCCCGCUCGGCAACCCGGCGGCUCUUUUGUUGUCCGCGUCCGCAGCGCCGGGGGAAGGCGCCGGGCUGGGGGCACCGAUCCUCCUCGCUGCACCAUGACAGAAGAAAGCAAGGGGGAAGGCAAGGGGGAGAGCGGGAAGGACUUGGAGAAGCAGCUCCGCUUACGCGUGUGCGUCCUCAACGAGCUGCUCAAGACGGAGCGGGACUACGUGGGCACGCUGGAGUUCCUGGUGUCGGCUUUUCUUCACCGAAUGAUCCAAUGUGCUGCAGCCAAAGUGGACAAAAAUGUCACAGAAGAAACAGUUAAGAUGUUGUUUUCAAAUAUUGAAGAUAUUCUUGCAGUUCACAAAAACUUCCUGUCCCUUGUGGAGGAUUGUUUACAGCCAGAACCUAAUGCACAGCAUGAAGUUGGAACCUGCUUUCUGAAUUAUAAAGAGAAAUUCCGUAUCUAUGAUGAGUACUGUAGUAACCACGAGAAGGCACAGAAAGUUCUUCUUGACCUGAACAAAAUCAGAACAGUGCGGACGUUUCUUUUGAAUUGCAUGCUCCUUGGAGGACGUAAAAACACAGAUGUACCCCUGGAGGGAUAUCUGGUGACACCAAUACAGAGAAUAUGCAAGUAUCCCCUUCUUUUGAAGGAAUUACUGAAGCGGACUCCAAGGAAGCACAGUGACUAUGCAGCUCUAAUGGAAGCUCUCCAGGCCAUGAAAGCUGUCUGUUCCAACAUAAAUGAGGCCAAGAGACAAAUGGAAAAAUUAGAAUUUUUGGAAGAAUGGCAGUCUCAUGUUGAAGGAUGGGAGGGGUCCAACAUCACAGACACAUGUACAGAAAUGCUGCGAAGUGGACUGCUACUGAAAAUUUCAGCAGGAAAUAUCCAGGAGAGGAUAUUUUUUCUUUUUGAUAAUCUUCUUGUCUACUGCAAAAAAAAGCACAGGAGGUUGAAGAACAGCAAAGCAUCGACAGAUGGCCACCGUUACCUUUUCCGGGGCAGAAUAAACACAGAAGUGAUGGAAGUAGAGAAUGUAGAUGAUGGAACAGCUGACUACCACAGCAGUGGCCACACUGUUAUUAAUGGCUGGAAGAUCCACAACACAGCAAAGAAUAAAUGGUUUGUAUGCAUGGCAAAAACCCCUGAAGAGAAGCAAGAAUGGCUGGAAGCUAUUUUGAAAGAGCGAGAGAGAAGAAAAGGUUUAAAAUUGGGCAUGGAGCAGGACACUUGGGUGAUGAUCUCUGAGCAAGGAGAAAGAUUGUACAAAAUGAUGUGCAAACAAGGGAAUCUCAUCAAAGACAGAAAGAGGAAAUUAACCACUUUUCCCAAAUGCUUUCUUGGAAGUGAAUUUGUGUCCUGGCUGUUGGAAAUUGGAGAGAUACACAAAUCUGAAGAAGGUGUUCAUCUUGGCCAAGCUUUACUAGAGAAUGGCAUUAUUCACCAUGUUACAGAUAAGCACCAAUUCAAACCUGAACACAUGCUGUACAGAUUCCGGUAUGAUGAUGGAACAUACUAUCCCAGAAAUGAGAUGCAGGAUGUGAUCUCCAAGGGUGUACGACUGUACUGUCGCCUUCACAGUCUCUUUACCCCAGUAAUUAGGGAUAAAGACUAUCACUUGAGAACUUACAAAUCUGUGGUUAUGGCUAACAAAUUCAUAGAUUGGUUGAUUGCCCAGGGGGAUUGCCGGACGAGGGAGGAGGCCAUGAUAUUUGGUGUAGCUCUUUGUGAUAAUGGGUUUAUGCACCAUGUGUUAGAGAAAAGUGAAUUUAAAGAUGAACCACUGCUGUUCCGUUUUUAUGCGGAUGAAGAAAUGGAAGGAUCAAAUAUGAAGCACAGACUGAUGAAACAUGAUCUGAAAGUAGUGGAAAAUGUCAUAGCCAAGUCAUUACUGAUUAAAUCGAAUGAAGGAACCUAUGGUUUUGGUUUAGAAGAUAAAAAUAAGGUGCCAAUUAUUAAAGUGGUUGAGAAAGGAUCAAAUGCUGAGAUGGCAGGCUUGGAAGUUGGGAAGAAAAUCUUUGCCAUUAACGGUGACCUGGUUUUUCUGCGGCCCUUUGGUGAAGUGGAUUGCUUCCUGAAAGCCUGUUUGAACAGCAGGAAGCCCCUGCGGGUCCUUGUGAGCACUAAACCUCGAGAGACAGUGAAGAUUCCUGACUCUGCAGAUGGACUUGGAUUCCAAAUCCGGGGUUUUGGCCCAUCUGUUGUCCAUGCUGUUGGGAGAGGAACAGUGGCAGCUGCAGCAGGUCUCCACCCUGGCCAGUGCAUAAUCAAAGUGAAUGGAAUUAAUGUCAGCAAAGAGACUCAUGCCAGUGUUAUUGCUCAUGUCACAGCCUGCAGGAAGUACAGGCGGCCAAUGCAGCAAGAUUCUAUACAGUGGGUUUACAACAGCAUUGAAAGUGCACAGGAAGAUCUUCAGAAAACAAGCACCAAACCCUCUGGAGAUGAUGGAGGUGAUGCCUUUGACUGUAAAGUGGAAGAGGUAAUUGACAAAUUUAACACUAUGGCAAUAAUUGAUGGGAAGAAGGAUCAUGUGAGUCUGACUGUUGACAAUGUUCAUCUAGAGUAUGGAGUGGUUUAUGAGUAUGACAGCACAGCUGGAAUAAAGUGCCAUGUCUUGGAAAAAAUGAUUGAACCAAAGGGAUUUUUCAGUUUGACUGCAAAGAUUCUUGAAGCACUGGCAAAAAGCGAUGAACAUUUUGUGCAGAAUUGCAACAGCCUCAAUUCCUUAAAUGACGUGAUCCCCACUGAACUUCAGAGUAAAUUCAGUGUCAUUUGCAGUGAGAAAAUUGAGCAUAUCUACAGAAGAAUCUCUAGUUAUAAAAAGUUUUCAAGAGUAUUAAAAAACAGAGCUUGGCCUACCUUCAAACAAGCUAAGUCAAAGAUUUCACCACUUCACAGCAGUGAUUUCUGCCCAACCAAUUGCCAUAUCAAUGUGAUGGAAGUGUCUUACCCAAAGACCUCAACUUCCCUUGGUAGUGCCUUUGGUGUACAGUUAGACAGCAGAAAACAUUCUUCCCAUGAAAAGGAAAAUAAAAACACUGAUCAAGGUAAACUGAAUCCCAUGAUUUAUGUCCAACACACCAUUACUACUAUGGCUGCCCCUUCAGGACAGUCCCUUGGCCAGCAAGAGGGCCAUGGCCUGAGGUACCUCUUAAAAGAAGAAGACUUGGAAACACAAGAUGUCUAUCAAAAAUUGCUGUUCAAAUUACAAGCUGCACUGAAAGAGGUGGAAACAUGUGUCUGUCAAAUAGAUGACCUUCUUUCUUCAAUAACAUAUUCACCCAAAUCAGAACGUAAAACGCCUGAGCCUUUGAUACCAGCAGACAGUGAUAAUGAGAAGGGUGAAAGGAAUGGGAAGAAAGUCUGUUUCAGUGUAACAGGUGAUGAACAAGAAGAUUCUGGUCAUGAUACCAUCAGUAACAGGGAUUCUUACAGUGACUGCAACAGCAAUAGGAACUCAAUUGCCUCUUUCACCAGCAUUUGUAGCAGUCAGUGCAGUUCUUAUUUUCACAGUGAUGAAAUGGAUUCAGGUGAUGAGCUUCCCAUAAGUGUUCGAAUCUCCCAUGAUAAACAGGACAAGCUUCAUAGCUGCUUGGAGCAUCUUUUUGGUCAAGUAGAUUCCAUUGCCAAUCUUUUGAAAGGACCAGCUGUGAUGAGAGUCUUUGAGCAGACAAAGUACUUUACACCAGGACGAGGUCUCCAAGAGUUUCAGCAAGAAAUGGAACCAAAGCUGAGCUGUCCAAAGAGGCUACGGCUCCACAUCAAGCAGGACCCUUGGAACCUCCCCAGCAGUGUCAGGGGCCUCGCCCAGAAUAUCAGGAAAUUUGUUGAAGAGGUGAAGGCACGAAUACUCUUGGCACUUCUAGAAUAUACAGAUAGUGAGAUCCAGCUGAGGCGGGACAUGGUCUUCUGCCAGAGCCUGGUGGCCACGGUCUGUGCCUUUUCAGAGCAGCUGAUGGUGGCCUUAAAUCAGAUGUUUGACAACAACAAAGAGUAUGAGAUGGAGACCCUGGAGGCCAGCAGGAGGUGGCUGGAACAGAUAGCCAGUGCAGGUCUUCUCCUCCAUUUCCAGUCCCUGCUCUCUCCAAACCUGGCUGAUGAACAAGCUAUGCUAGAAGAUACACUGGUUGCAUUGUUUGACUUGGAAAAAGUUACUUUCUACUUCAGACAAUCAGAGCCAGAACCACUAGUUGCAAAUGUACCAAUCACGUACCAAGCAGAAGGAAGCCGGCAAACACUGAAGGUUUACUUCUACCUUGAUGGUUACCAUUUUGAACAGCUUCCACAAAGGCUGAAGAAUGGAGGAGGAUUUAAAAUCCACCCAGUACUUUUUUCACAAGCACUGGAGAGCAUGGAAGGAUACUAUUACAGAGACAGUGUCUCAGUGGAAGAAUUUCAAGCUCAGAUUAAUGCUGCCUCCCUAGAAAAAGUCAAGCAGUAUAACCAGAAGCUACGGGCAUUCUACCUGGACAAGUCAAACUUGCCUCCAAAUUCAACAUCUAAAGCAGCUUAUAUAGAUAAGCUGAUGAGGCCCCUCAAUUGCGUGGAGGAGCUGUACCGGCUCAUAGGGUCGUUUAUCCGGUCCAGGCGCACGGCCGCCUGCGCGUACACCGCCUGCAGCGCCUCCGGGGUGGGGCUGCUCUCCGUGGCCUCGGAGCUCUGCAGCAGGCUGGGGGCCUGCCACAUCAUCAUGUGCAACAGCGGCGUGCACCGGUGCACUCUGAGCGUCACCCUGGAGCAGGCGAUCACGCUGGCCCGGAGCCACGGGCUGCCGCCCCGCUACAUCAUGCAAGCCACGGACGUCAUGCGCAAACAGGGUGCAAGAGUACAAAACACAGCCAAGAAUUUAGGAGUGAGGGAUCGAACACCACAGUCUGCGCCAAGAUUAUACAAGCUGUGCCAGCCACCACCACCUGUUGGAGAAGAAUGAGGAGAUCUGCUCCAGAAAACAACCCAGUAAUGGCCUUUAGGACACUGGGACUUUAUGAGAAAAAUCCAUCUGCACUAUAGCAGUAUCUCCCUGCAGCUUUGAUAAAUAAGAAAAUAAAUCUUUUACUCAGGACAAAGAAAGAAACACAUUGGCAUUGAAAAAUGUCUUCCCAAAAGCAUAUCUGAAAUCUGUGCACUCCAAUCUUACACUCAUAGGAUAAUACUCUUCCUUGGGAAUUUUACACUGGAAUCAGAUUAAGUUGAUGUGUCUUGUUCAGCCACAUGAUAGGUAUAGCCAGCAGCUUGAAAAACAGUCUUGUUCAGAGGGAAUGUCUUCACUUGUACUCUAUGCAGAAAUAUUUCUUGUGGAAGCCUAGAUAAACUAGGCUUGAUAAUGAGCAUGCACUUCAUAUGGGGCCCUUUGCACUUGAUAAAGCUUUUUUUCCUGUCACCAUCAUAAUUUCUUGGAAUGUUGACUUUACUGUUUCAAGAAUACAAUGUGAAGUUUAACGAUGAAAUGCUCAUUUCAGAAUUGUGUUUAAAGGCUGCAGGCAGCUGCUAUGGAUGUGUGUUUGUAAUCAGUAAAUUCAGCCAUGUCUGAAGCAGUGCUUGUCACACUGCUUUGGAAGGAGGUCCUACAAGGCAUUAGGAGUGCCUAAUGCUAUGGCAUACAAGGUAAAGUUCUGCCCUUUUGCAGCUGCCAUUAUAAUGGAGGAGAAGGAUGAGUCUGAUCUUCAUCCAUUGUUAGGCUGAGUUUCAGACUCAUCAAAUAGAUGUUUUACAUUUACAUUUCUGCAUUUCAGAGUUUUCCAGAGUUGUGUAUAUUCUUCUAUAGCACUACACUAACAAAUCUACAUGAGGCAGAGAUGAGUCAGUAUUGUUCAACUGGAAAUGAUUGAUUGAAGUUCAAGCAUAGUUUGGGGCUUUGAUGUUUUAUGCUACCAUUUUCCAAAUUUGUCAGAAUUGUUUUGCAUAGCACCUCAGUUCUUUGGAGUGGUAAUUGUUAUAGAUUUAUUUUGAAAUUGUACUAACUACUUAGAGAGCCCAGGGAGAAUUUGUCUGCAUUUGGCUGUUCUUUUGGCCAAAGCAUUUUCAGAGAAAAUGCCCCCAAAUGAGGAUUUAUAUAUGAACACAUUAAAACAAAAACUGUAUUCUGAAAUAGUUCUACUUGUAGCAUUAGCUAUGUUCUCCAUUAGAGCACAUAUGCUGUCUGAAUAAAAUUUAUUUUUUGUACAACAGCAGCCUGUAGUUAUGCUGUAGCAAUCACAACAUAAUUUUUGCAUAUGAUCUAAAUAUUUAUGAAUCUAUCAAUCUACAAUAACUGAAAAUUCAAAAGGAUCUGUACUCUUGAAGAGAGUGGGUUUUUUUAAAGAGGAUAUUUAGGGAACUUGUUACUUUUCUCCAAAGGAGGAAUUAGAGCUCCUGGCUUUUUCAGUAUUCUAAAUGUUUUUACACAGACCUUAAAUUUGCUAAGAAUUUUUAUAUAUCCACAGAUACAUAUGUCUGUGCAUAUAUGUCCAUUUUAACAUGUAGUCGUAUCAAUUGCUGGUCCUACCAUAAAUUGAGAAUGUUUGCCUUAAACUAUAGUAAAGACAUGCAGUAAUGAACACUCCAGUAGCAACUUCACCUUUGUGCUUUAAAGUUUACUCUCUUUCAUAGUUACUGGAAGCUACUGAACUAUGAUCUUUUUGAUUUAAAAAAUUUAAUACUCAAAAGCAAAAUCAAAAUUUAAAAAAAAUAUUGCUUUUAAAGGCCUUUGUCUAGUAUGACCUAAUGCUUACACAUAAGAAAGAGCUAUGUUUUCUAUAAUUGCUGUUCUGUUCAGGAUCUCAUGCUUUCAGAUGUGUUUCAUUCAGAGCAGCAGUACUGGCUGUGGUAAUUCCUGCUCCAGGCAAAAGCACCAGUAAUUUCAGUUUCUGCUUGUCCAGACAUCAGAAGUACAGAGAAGCCAUAAGCACCUCAAGCCAAGGGUGUGCUGGUGUCAGCCUGGCUCUGAGCUCACAUCUCCCUGUGAGGUUUCCCCACAUGAGGCUUGAUUUACUGUGAGGAAAGUCAGCUGCAUGGAGCUGCUGAGCCUGUGUACAAUAAAAUAACCUAGAGGACAAAAUCUGCUGCAUGCACAUGCAUUAUUGUAACUACUCAUCGCUUUUUUUAUAUAGCAUUAAAAAUGGUAGGAGUGCAAAUGCUCAAAAUAGUGUCUCUCUAUAAUAUGAUAAUUCCCUGUUUCACUUUGUUGUUGAGAUUAUGGGAUAAUAGACAUUUUUAAGGGACAAAUAGUUAUAAGCCAGUCACUGGAAAAAUUUAUUUAGCUGUUGUUUCAUGAGUGUGCAUCAGAAGUCUUGGUCUCUUAUUUUGGUGUCUAACUUUUGGUCCUUUAUUCUUUUUUGCCCCCUCUGGAGACAGUUUUCAAAAAACUAUUCAGCAUUAUGAGCUUUAUUGGUGAUCCAUACUGCAAAAUAAAGUGUCUAUUUAGCCUGAUAUCAAAGGAGCUGAGAAACUUAACGCUUGAUUUUCUGGGAUUACAGGUAGCACAUAAAAAUAACAGAGUUGCUUAGUAACACACAGAAUGACAGAAUCAAUUAGUUUGGAAAAGAUCUGUGGGAUAAUUGAUUCCAACUUAUAGAUCGAGUCCAACCUAUUUUCAGAGGAAAUGGGACAUAAAUGGCCCACUUAUUGUCUAUUAAAAAGUGGGGAUCUGAUUUCUCAAAACGUUCUUCGAUGGCCUGUAUGAAACAUUGUGUGGUAUUCAGAUUAGUUUUCUUGUCUCUCUGCUUUCAGAGCACACUGCACAUUCUAACACUAUUCUAUUGACUUCUAACAAUAUUAAAUGGACUUAUUCAAGUCCAUUCUUAAAAUAUAAAUUUAUACAUGUUCAUUAUUAAAGCUGUUUAUUUGGUUUGGUAUAGGUGUAGGACAUAUUUAUUCCUUAUACAAGGUGCACUUGCAGAGCAAAAACAAAAUCCAUUCUCAUCACAAUAUGUUUAUCCUCUUUUAAACUCACAGAUGACAAAAAGAUGACCAAGAGUGAUGAUUUACAAGAAUUUUAUCACCUAUAGCUCCUUAAAUCUUUGCUUUGACAGAAAUGGGUUAUGUAGCCUUUUCUUUACAACCAUGUGUUGUAUUGGUUUAGGGAAAGCAUUCUGUAUGUAAUUUUUACUUUUUCACCCAAGUCAAGCAUAAUUCUUCUGGGAAUAAAUGCAAGGAUCUAGAGGCAUACAUUACCAAAUACUACCAUGAUUCAAUGCUAGUCUAGGAAGGGAGAGUUACAGGCCAAGGAACAGCUGAAUUGCCAUGAGUUGCCAUAGCAUCCAUGCUUGGAGAAAACAGAUUUUAAGUAGAGCUUUGGCCUUUGUAACCAUCAUCUGUGAAUAACAGGAUGUUAAACAGUCUUUAGUCUAUGAAAUGGCUAUUGAUUCAGUGUACUUCCCCAAGCCAGUUAUUCUUUAAUACCUAUUUACCUUGUAGAUUUUAAAUGUAAAUAAAUAAAUAUAAAAAUGUAUAUAGUCCAGUUUUUCAAUCUCAAACUUUGUGUUUAGAGAUCUGUUUUAAAGUAAAUAUUCCUGCUGUUAGCUGCAGCAACCAACCAAUUUCAUGUCCACUGAGACAGCUGGAAUCUGUAGUGGCUUUUUGGGUAGAUUUCACUGGGUUUUAGGAAAUGCAUCAGGUUUUUGGACUGGUUUGUAUUUGUUUAUUUUAAUGUAGUCAAUAGUGGUCAGAACUGCUCUUCUUGGUUUACAGCCAAAACAAUUAAACUUCGGUCAACAAGGAUUUAUAGUAGUCAUACUUAAUUUCAUUUGUUAGAAUCCUUUAAUGGAAGAAAAAUUAACCACUUUUAUUGAUCUGUUUUUAGCCAGAGAAAUUCACAAGCAAACAUGUUUUAUUAAUUCUUUGUCAGAUGUAGUGUGUGUGUGUGUAUAUAUAUGUGUAUGUAUUUAAGACAAUUGCCUGAAUGUGAGUAUACACAUCAUGGUUAAGCAUGAUGCUCAAAAAAGGAAAGUGUCUUUCAUUUAUUUUCAUUUAAAUGAGAAAAUCAGUAGCUGUAGUAUAUAUCUGCAUAUUGUUCCACACUUUUUUACUUUACAGCUCCUUCAUGGAUGUCUGCCAGCAUUUUACGCAUAUUUUGCACUUUUUUUUAACAGUAUGAAAAGAGCUAAUGCAUUGCCUUAUGUAUUUUAUCUCUGUACUUGAUAAAUGCAGGUAGUGCUUUUCUAAUUGUACUCCAAAAGUACUCUGGCAUUGGUAAAUUAGAUGUGCAGUACAUACCUGACUCAGGAUACCUGGAUUUUUCAUCAUUAGGUUUUGAAGUAUAAAAAGAUAUUAAACUCAUAUUUUUGUAUGCUGACAAUUGUGUAGGGUUUUUUAUAUACUGUAUAUAUAAACCAAGUUUUCCUAAAGACUUUUUAUUAUUAUUAAUGUUUCCCUAUUCCUGCUAGAAGAUGUUGGUUUAUGUUUUCUUGUUACAUAUGUAUAAAUGAAGAUACAGCACACACAGUCAUGCAAAUGUUAACACUGUUGAGAAAUUUCAGAUUGUCCAGAGGCUAAUCAAGCUUUUUUUUUUUUUUUUUAAUGUUCUUCUCUAAAAAUAUAUAUAUCCAUACUAGAAAUCUGCUUUAGAAAUAACAUCUACUUCAGUUUGAAAAUCCUACAGAGUGUUCAAAGUAGUUGGGGCAUUUCUACAAGUACUUAGAUUUGGACUUUCAAGGGAAUACCCACGACAUCUUCUGUGUGUGUAUGUGUGUCCUAUCUGCAGUACCAUAUGCCAGAUUUUAAAAACUAAGCAGCCUUAACAACUUCUUUACACCCUGUAUAUAGUGUAUGUAUUUGGUUAUACUUGUGUUACUCUUUAAAAAUGAACUUAAUUUCUGCAUUGAGUAUUGCACACAUUUUUCAAAUUAAGAAUAUAUUUUGUAACAUCUCAUUAAGCACAAGAGACCAUUACUGCUUUGAAAUAUUAUGUGUAAGUACAGCCAUACACAGAAUGUCUCAGUCAGCUUUUGUUUGAAAACAAUCAAACUAGCAGUUCUGUGGGUAGUUGAGUUUGUUGGAAGUAAACUUUGGAAUUAAAGAUCCUUGGAACACGGAUUUAAAUUACUUUUUCCUUUAUUUUGUCAAGUGCCUCUGUAGCAUACUUGGAAUCAGUUAUAUCGAUUUUGGGUAAGACUAAUACUGUGUACUUUUAGAUCUAUGGUUUAUUUUUUUAGUUACAUAGUAAAGACUGGAAUGGUAACAAUGUAUUACAAAAUGUCAGCAAUAAAACUAUUCAUAAUAUGACCACUGUAAA